Messenger RNA from Syngnathus acus (greater pipefish), 3579 nucleotides. It is a transcript of the gene nfx1, whose product is annotated as nuclear transcription factor, X-box binding 1. Lineage: Eukaryota; Metazoa; Chordata; Actinopteri; Syngnathiformes; Syngnathidae. Gene Ontology annotation, cellular component: nucleus. The transcript is spliced from 23 exons. Gene Ontology annotation, biological process: negative regulation of transcription by RNA polymerase II. Bases 276 to 3332 code for a protein of 1018 amino acids. Gene Ontology annotation, molecular function: zinc ion binding; RNA polymerase II transcription regulatory region sequence-specific DNA binding; DNA-binding transcription factor activity, RNA polymerase II-specific. The record is from RefSeq and is a predicted model, not a curated record.
UUGGAGGACGUAGCCUGUGAAUUUGGACAGAGGGGUUUGUCGAGCUUCCGUUCAUGCGCGCUGAACAGAAGAGCUAACGAGACUGCGAAGUGCGUGGAAAACAGGGAGAGAUAUUUGUUUCUUUUGGGAUCACGCUUUUUAAUAAACCAGUAGACUUAUGAGAGAGAAAACAGACAAAGUCUUGGUUUGCUGUUGGACGUUUGUCACUUGCAGUAAACGAACAUACAGCAUAUCAGCAACUUUUGGCUAAAGAGGGCUAAUAAACAACUCGCUGAAUGGCCGAAGGCUCCUCAGAUGCAGCGGACCUCAAUCCAGAGGGCUCAUCGCAUUCUAAAAAGCCAAACGAUUACAAGUCCAGACGUGGUCAGUCGAGAUUCAGUGGUGAGCGACGCUCAAGCGCUCCCUCUCAGCAGUACGGCCGCCCUCAUCGCGACUUCCAAAAGGCGGAUGCUCAUCGCCAACACGGGGAGGAGGGCGGCAAGAGACGAGGGCGAGGCCGACGGGAAGGAAUCCGAGCUGCCAAUGAGAAUUUUCACACCCCGCGCUGGCAAAGACCUUUCGCUGAUGACCAGCUGGACUACGGACCCGAUUGGACGAACUGGCGGAGAGACGAUGACUGUGGCAGUAGGAAUUUGGAACAGAGGAAGUUUAAACAUGAGAAUCCCUGCCGAGGAGAUGACCCUCAUUUAAGGGAGAAGAAUGGCGGCGUCAGGCGUCGGGCGCCGCAUGAUGAGACAGCAGAAUGGGAAAGGGGCCGGCGCCCCACGGCGGCCGAUCCUGACGCCCGUGGAGAUCAUCCCAAGAAACAGCCUGAACAGAAACGGCAACACGGACCCAUCAAACCUCCCAAAGUGGCGGCGCGGGGCGAGAGGGACUCGGAUCGGGCGGCCAGUCGCCGCGAUGACCGCAACAGACGACACCCGAGCGACCGUCGCGAAGGCCAGUGGAGUGCGCGCAACCGCAACAUGCCAGAAAGCAACGAAACCCAAACAGGAUGUCUGAUCGAGCAGCUGUCGUCGGAGAAGUACGAGUGUAUGGUGUGCUGCGACGUCGUCCGUCUGAUGGCGCCCGUGUGGAGCUGCCACAGCUGCUUCCAUGUCUUCCAUCUGAAUUGCAUCAAGAAAUGGGCGCGCUCACCAGCUUCCCAGGCAGACGAUUCCACUGAAGGUUGGCGUUGUCCCGCCUGUCAGAAUGUUGCACACAAACACCCGUCCACCUACACUUGUUUCUGCGGCAAAGUGACCAAUCCUGAGUGGCAGCGCAGCGAGAUCCCCCACAGCUGCGGCGACAUGUGUGGGAAGAGGAGAAGCGGCGGGGACUGCAAUCACCCUUGUAACAUCUUAUGUCAUCCAGGACCUUGUCCGCAGUGUCCAGCCUUUGUGACCAGAUCCUGCAUCUGUGGAAAAAUGAGUCAGCCCAUGCGCUGCAGCCAGCCCUCGCUCCUCCGCUGCGGCGAGGCGUGCGGCGCCGUGCUCAACUGCGGCCGACACGCCUGUGCUCAGGUGUGCCAUGGAGGAUCGUGUCAGCCCUGCCAGCUGCGAGUUCGGCAAGCCUGCUACUGUGGAGUCUCCACCCGUGAGAUCCCCUGUGGCACAGAUGAAGACGGAUUGGACGCUUCGGGAGAUUUCUCCUGCCAAAAGACUUGUGGAAACAUGUUAAACUGCGAAAUUCAUCGGUGCCAGCAGCCGUGCCACCCCGGCUCGUGCCCGCCGUGCCCUCGCUCACCCAGCGUCGUCAAGACCUGCCCUUGCGGCCAGACACCUCUGGCUAAACUGCUGGAGCUGGGCUGCUCGGACCGGAAAAGCUGCUCCGAUCCAAUCCCCUCCUGCGGGAAGACGUGCACCUUCCCCCUACCCUGUGGCUCCAAUGACACCAUCCACCAGUGUGACAAGCUGUGCCACGAGGGAGCCUGCGGGCCUUGCUCCCUGACUUCCACCAUCAGAUGCCGAUGUGCUUCCAAGACAAAAGAGGUGCCGUGUGCCACGAUCAAAAGCGAGGAGGAGCUGGUGUUCACCUGCGAAAAGCGCUGCAACAAAAAACGCUCCUGCGGCCGACAUAAGUGCGGCGAGCUGUGCUGCGUGAGUGUGGAGCACAAGUGCCAGCUCAUCUGCGGCUACAAACUCAACUGUGGCCUGCACCGCUGCCAGGAGCCUUGUCACCGUGGCAACUGUGAACCCUGCUGGCAGUCCAGUUUUGACGAGCUGACGUGUCACUGCGGGGCCUCCGUGUUGUACCCACCCAUCCCGUGUGGCACAAGCCCGCCCGAGUGCAAGAACCUGUGUACCAGGAGACACGAGUGUGACCAUCCUGUGUUCCACAACUGCCACAAUGAGGAGAAGUGUCCCCCUUGCACCUAUCUGACCGACAAGUGGUGCAUGGGAAAGCACGAGCAACGCAGCAACAUCCCGUGCCACCUCAGAGACAUUUCCUGCGGGCUGACCUGCGGCAAAACAUUGCCGUGUCAGAUGCACCGCUGCAAGCGAAUCUGCCACCGCGACGACUGCUCGGCAGCGGCGGGCGGAUGCGGCCAGCCGUGCGCGCUCCCCCGCCCGGAUUGCGCUCACGCCUGCGCCGCCCCCUGCCACACGGGCACUCCCUGCCCGCGCACCACCUGCGCCGCUAAGGUGGCGCUGCAGUGCGAUUGCGCUAGAAGGAAGGAAAUGGUGUCGUGCGCCGAAGCUGCCAGUUCCCAUCAGAAGUACGCCGCCAUCGCCGUGGCCAGCAAGCUGUCCGACAUGCAACCGGGCGACUCCACGGACAUGGGCCCGCUGCUAGCCAAGAAGGAGCUCAAAGAGAGCAGGCUGGAAUGCGACGAGGAGUGCGCCACGCUGGAGCGGAACAAGCGCCUGGCCGAAGCCUUGCAGAUUGACCCCUCCUCGGACCCCUUCCGUGCGCGCUCCCCCUCUGUGUACAGCGGCAGCCUCAAAGAGGACGCCAGGAAAGACUUGAAGUUUGUCUCGGGCGUCGAAGAGGCCAUUAAGAAUCUUGUGGAGCUUGUUUCCAAGGGCAAGCAGCCAAAGAAGAGCCACUGCUUCCAGCCCAUGAACAGGGAGCGCCGCCGGAUCGUCCACGAGCUGGCCGAGGUCUAUGCCGUAGAGAGCAUCAGCUACGACAGCGAGCCCAAGCGCAACGUGGUCGUCACCGCGCUCAAGGGGAAGUCGCUGUGUCCAAAAUGGACGCUGACCUCGUUGAUUGAACGUGAGACCAGCGCCAGGGCCCCCGUGCCCAUUGCUCACAUCAAACAGGCCAGCAGCAGAGUCUCCAGCACCACCACCUGGUCCAAGCUGGUCAAAGAAGAGCCGGUCGUUGAUUAUUUUGACGUGCAGGACUGAAGAAAGAACGCAAGAAUGCUGUGGUAAAUUUGAGCUUGCAUGGAUCCUGAAUCAGGUCUUGAAUUUUGACAUACAAUAGAUAUAUAAUUAUCACUUUCACCACAGCUGUAACAAAACGCUUUUCAGAACAUCUAAAAUAACUUCACAUCCCACGAAACAUUAGCUAUGAUACAAUCGAAACUGUUCUUGUUUGCAACCACUUUUCACGAAAAGGUGAAAUAAAAGUUAUUGUCCUCUUUUGAGAGUA